AUGGCGGCAAUGAAAGGAAGCAAGGCGAAUCUCUCUGCACUUGCCGAGAAAUGCAAAACUAUAAUCGUUUCGAACUGGCAAGGGUACCUAAACACCAUCAAACCCGAAGAUAAAGCAAGUAUAAUACAUAGUUCAAAGAUUAAGUACGUGAUAAGACGAGGAAAGCCAUAUCUCUGGGUACCUGAAAGUGAACCUCACAAUGUCAACAUAAUGUUUGAUGAACGUGGAUCCUUCUCUAUUGCUCAUCCGUAUCCUGGCCCUCUUGCAGCUUUGUUGAAGUCAAUAGGAAAGCUUCCAAACAGGGUUGCUCUUACCGGAGAGAUUGUCCCUGUGAAAGAGAAAAGGAUUGAGGCGGUGAACAAAUAUGUGGAGGAAGCUAUACAAUCAGAGAUGGGUGCGAUUAGCGAGUCCACAAAUUCAGUCCGCAGCAUCUUGAACUCUUCCAACCAGAUGUAUGCCUCACGAUGCGAGAGUCUUAAAGCUCUGGUUAGUAAUGGUGGAAAUGAGAAGUAUCUUAUUUACAAGUUCGUUCCAAGCUCAUGUAUGUUUGUCGACCCAAAUGGUGCCAAGAAUGAAAUAGACUUGAAGGUUUUGGAGCUGUCAAAAGCAGAUCCAUUAGGGACUUGGUCUACAAAACUUGUGGAUGGAAUCAACAGGAACGAAUCGAGAAGACGGGCUUUGAUUCUUUUCUGUUUGUACUAUCUCGAUAUAAACGCAAGGGAUGCUUACAUGGUAUCUGUGGAUAAGAAAGGUUUUGACUUGUUGGGGAAGGUACCGAGUGAAGAAGAAGCUGGAGAUGAGUAUCAAUGGAGAGAGUUUAGGUUUGAGUUUGAAGAAGAUGUGAAAGACGUUGAAGCUUUUUGCCUUCAGCUUGUGGAAAUGGAACAAGAGGUUGUCAACAAGUUCACUAACCAUACCGGUUUGUGA
Microthlaspi erraticum is the source of this 927-nucleotide messenger RNA. NCBI's taxonomy places the organism in Eukaryota, Viridiplantae, Streptophyta, Magnoliopsida, Brassicales, Brassicaceae. The record is from the annotation of a GenBank genome assembly.